Molecule: messenger RNA, 792 nt
Organism: Saccoglossus kowalevskii
Lineage: Eukaryota; Metazoa; Hemichordata; Enteropneusta; Harrimaniidae
Product: COMM domain-containing protein 3-like
Biological process (GO): sodium ion transport
Source: RefSeq, a predicted model, not a curated record
GUCAUAUGUGCGGAAGCCUCACAAUAAAACAAAAUGGAGCUGUCUGUCGAGGCCUUGGGAGGGUUGCAGCUCUGUGGGGACAGCGCACAUGUUUCGGACAAAGCUUUCAUCGUUCUUGUUCGCCGAGUGUGUGAUAACCUUUUGAAAGAUUCCACUGACACCUCCGUGCUCGAUGAUGAAGGUCUAUCAAAUGUAGACCGUGCUGUUUUAAAACUCUGCUUUGCAUCCCUUGUAACACUAGUAUUGGAAGCUGCUAAACAUGACAGCGAUGCAUCAACAAUCAGUACCAUUCUUGAAGACUGCAAAUUCACGGCUGAUCGAAUAGAUAUCCUCAAUAAAAUUUUUAUCAGUAAAAAACCUGAAAUUCAAGCAUUACUAAGUAAUAUAGGACACACACCACCGCAUAUUGUAGAUGUUGACUGGAGACUUGAUUUUUAUUUAAAGAAUAAUCAUGUUGAUAAAGUGAAUGAACCAGUGUAUAUGGUGACAUUAAAAACGGAAGAAGGAGGUCAAGAAGAAACAAAAGAUGUGCAAUUUGCAUGUUCCAUGGAACAGUUACAGGAUUUGGUCGGAAAGUUGAAAGACGCAUGUAAAAAUUUAGAGAAAGCCAGCCAACUGUGAUAAUUUUUUUAUAUAUGAAAAGUUUUUUUUAUAGUAUUUUCAUUUUUACUGUAUAAAUAUAUAUAUAUUUCCGUGUAAGUUUCUUAGAACGUCUGCUUUGGUUCAACUCACAGAAACUAGUGAGGUAUGUUAUUAUACAUCUGCCAUCAGAACGUCAUAAGUUACAGCAUG